Chinchilla lanigera (long-tailed chinchilla) is the source of this 3676-nucleotide messenger RNA. RefSeq names its product phospholipase A2, group IVB (cytosolic) (gene Pla2g4b). Gene Ontology annotation, biological process: glycerophospholipid catabolic process. Gene Ontology annotation, cellular component: cytosol. Lineage: Eukaryota; Metazoa; Chordata; Mammalia; Rodentia; Chinchillidae. The coding region runs from base 936 to 3290 and encodes 784 amino acids. Gene Ontology annotation, molecular function: calcium-dependent phospholipid binding; calcium ion binding. The transcript is spliced from 20 exons. The record is from RefSeq and is a predicted model, not a curated record.
GAUGGAGACAAUGGAGAGCUGUCUGCUGCCCAAAGCACUAUCCAUGACAACCCUUACCGCCCUUCGCUGGGGCAGGCAGGCUGGCCUUGGCUUGUGAUUGUCUGGCUAAAGCCUCAUUGGCUCAGGGCUCCUGGCUUCAUUCCUAGCUGUACCCCCUCUUAGUUCUUCGGCAGCUGAUGCGGUCUCGUGCCCUAGGGGUAGACCCUGUUUACCCCACAGUGGGCACAGGCAGGAGGGGACAGGGUCCCAUUCCGCCUGGGGCUUGCCCUCUGAGGAUGGAGGCAGUCUCCUUUGCCAUCCUUGUGAAGAGCAGGAAGAGACCCUGCCUCUGCGUGCCAAUGCUCAGGCUCAUCCUGGCCAACCCACCCCAAGGGUGGAGGCACCGCAGACCCAGACAUAGCUUUGAAGGGUUGCUUACGUGGCAGAGCCAUUCCCCUGCCAGAUUGGGAUGGGGCCUGCAGUACUUCUCAGAUUGGCCAAGGGCUUCAGCUGGGACUGGGCAUUCCUGUCGUACAGGCACCGGGAAGUUGCGAAAGCCCCUGCUAAUGUUGAGCACUCGGCUCCUCAGUUCGUUGCUGCUCUGGGCCCCAGGCCCCAGGCUCUGCUUUCCUUCAGCUCAACCCUGACAGCAAGCUGACCUGGAGCUUCCUCCUUCAAGGCAGGGCUGGCUGGGGCAGGCCCUGGGUGGGACAUCUGGGACGUUGUGGAUCUAGGGAUGGCACCAUGAGUGUGUCAGCAGCUCCAGUAUAGGCUUAAGGUGCCUUGCUUCUGGGACUAUUGCAGUGGGCGUGGACUUGGGUGGAGAGGAGGUGGCAGGUAGGCAGGACCAGGGAGGCGCUCCAGCCAGCUGGGACACCUGGCUGUGGUUUAAAAGCCAGUAGUCCUUGCUCCUGUGGCCACUGCCGCAUCAUUCUUGCAUCUGAGGACUCAGCCUCAUGGCUCUGGCAAAGGUCCCCGGGACCUGCCUUCUUAUUGUGCGUGUCCUGCAAGCUCAUGGCCUGCCCUCCAAGGACCUGAUGAGCCCCUCUGACUGCUACGUGACUCUGUGGCUGCCCACAGCCUCCAGCCACAGGCUGCAGACGCGCACCGUCAAGAACAGCAGAGACCCGGUCUGGAACCAGACCUUUCGCUUCCGAAUCCACAGCCAGCUCAAGAAUAUCCUGGAACUGAAAGUCUUUGACCAAGACCUGUGGAGCAAGGAUGAUGCAGUGUUGUCGGUGUUGUUUGAUGCAGGGACCCUUCAAGCUGGGGAGUUCCGGCGCCAGAGCUUCUCCCUGAACACUGAGGGUGGGUUGCAGCUGGAAGUGGAAUUUCGGCUGCAGAGCCUGCCACACUGUGCAGAGUGUCUGGUCAGCAACGGCAUCCUGGUGGCUCGGGAACUCUCCUGCUUGUACGUUCAGCUGAAAGAGGUGGGGGACCAGGAAGGGUCAGAGAAGAGAGUUCAACUUGUGGUUCCAGGGGCCUGUGAAGGUCUGCAGGAGGCUUCUGUGGGUACCAGCUCUUUCCGUUUCCACUGCCUGGCCUCCUGGGACCAAGAGCUGAGUAUUCACCUGCAGGAUGACCCCCAAGAGCAACUGAAGGUGCCACUGCGGGCCUUGCCCUCUGGCCAGCUGGUGAGGCUGGUCUUCCCCACAUCCCAGGAACCUAUGCUGAGGGUGGAACUGAAGAAAGAAGAAGGCCCAGGGGAGCUGGCUGUGCGGCUGGGUGGCGGACCCUGCACCGAGGAGCAGGCCUUUCUGAAGAGGAGGAAGCAGGUGGUGGCUGCAGCCCUGAAGCAGGCCCUGCAGCUGGACAGAGACCUACAGGAGGAUGAGAUCCCAGUAGUAGCCAUCAUGGCCACAGGUGGUGGGAUCCGGGCAAUGACAUCGCUGUAUGGGCAGCUGGCUGGUCUGAAGGAGCUGGGCCUCCUGGACUGUGUCUCCUACAUCACAGGGGCCUCGGGUUCCACCUGGGCCUUGGCCAACCUCUAUGAGGACCCAGAGUGGUCUCAGAAGGACCUGGCGGGGCCUACCAAAUUGCUGAAGACACAGGUGACAAAGAGCAAGCUGGGCGUGCUGGCUCCUAGCAAGCUGUGGCAGUACCAGCAGGAGCUGGCUGAGCGCACCCGCCUAGGCCACCCCACCUGCUUCACCAACCUGUGGGCCCUCAUCAAUGAGGCACUGCUACAUGAUGGGCCCCAUGACCACAGGCUCUCAGAUCAGCGGGAAGCCCUGAGUCGUGGCCAGAACCCUCUGCCUAUCUACUGUGCCCUCAACACUAAGGAGCAGAGCCUGACAACCUUUGAGUUCGGAGAGUGGUGCGAGUUUUCCCCCUAUGAGGUUGGCUUCCCCAAGUAUGGGGCCUUUAUCCCCUCUGAGCUCUUUGGCUCUGAGUUCUUCAUGGGGCGGCUGGUGAAGCAGCUCCCAGAGUCCCGCAUCUGCUUCCUGGAAGGUAUCUGGAGCAACCUGUAUGCAGCCAGCCUCCGGGACAGCUUGUACUGGUCCUCAGACCCCAGCCAGUUCUGGGACCGCUGGGCCCAGGAUCGGGCCAACCUGGACAAGGAGCAGGUUCCUCAUAUGAAGAUAGAAGAGCCACCCACAGCAGCUGGCCAGAUCGCUGAGUUCUUCACUGACCUUCUUACAAGGCGCCCACUGGCCCAGGCUACCCACAAUUUUCUGCGUGGCCUCCAUUUCCACAAGGACUAUUUCCACCAUCCCCACUUCUCCACCUGGAAAGCUACCAAGCUGGAUGGGCUCCCCAACCAUCUGACACCCACAGAGCCCCACCUUUGCCUGCUGGAUGUCGGCUACCUCAUCAAUACUAGCUGCCUGCCACUCCUGCAGCCCACCCGGGAUGUGGACCUCAUCCUGUCGCUGGACUAUAACCUCCACGGAGCCUUCCAGCAGCUGCAGCUCCUAGGCCACUUCUGCCAGGAGCAGGGGAUUCCGUUCCCUCACAUCUCGCCCACCCCGGAGGAGCAGAGCCACCCUCAGGAGUGCCAUGCCUUCUGUGACCCUACCCAGCUUGACGCCCCUGCUGUGCUCCACUUCCCUCUAGUCAACAACUCCUUCCAGGAGUACUCAGCCCCAGGGGUGCGGCGGAUACCUGAGGAGAAGGCAGCUGGGGAGGUGGAACUGUCCUCUACCAGCUCCCCAUACCACUACACCAAAGUGACCUACAGCCCCGAGGAUACGGACAAGCUGCUGCAGCUGACGCAUUACAACAUCUGCAACAACCAGGAACGGCUGCUGGAGGCCCUGCACCAGGCUGUGCAGCGGCGGCGGCUACGGAGGCAGCACAGACCCCAGUGAUGGUGGGGAGGUGCCCAGGCUGGGCCUUGCCUGGCCCUUUUCCCCGUGGCUCCGAGUCUGGAUGGGAACAGCAUCAUCAUGUGUUCUGGAGCCUCUGGAGCCACAGAGCUGUGAUGCUUAGGACCAUCCAGAGGUGGCACUGAAGCCACCAGUGACCCUGCACAGAGUCCAGGCUGAAAGCCUACAAGAGGCUAGGAGUGAGCAGCCUGGCUCGUUAUGGCUGCAACCAGAGCGGGGGGUCCCCAUGGAGCGGACUGGAGCCACCUUCCACAGACAGGCAGGGCUCAAAGGCCGUGUGGCGGCUGCAGAGCGUGAUGGGGACAAAGUAGCCAUAUGCACAGAGUAAAGCAGAGCACUUUACAUUACAAAUGCACUUGCAAAUGGGA